Messenger RNA from Prorocentrum cordatum, 1702 nucleotides. NCBI's taxonomy places the organism in Eukaryota, Dinophyceae, Prorocentrales, Prorocentraceae. The record is from the annotation of a GenBank genome assembly.
GGAUAAUGAUGGUAGAGGAUGAGGCGGAUUAGAGAGGUCUCCGAUCGAGCAGCACGGUCCGACGAAGCGCUGCCCUUGCAGCGACCGCAUCGGUCACAAGCAUUCGUUGUAUACUACGGAUCGGCAAUAUGUGAGUGUAUCGAGCAAGACCGCACACCAGCUGCAACAUCGGGGUGGGCGCGAAGUAUAUACCACCACCAAUACCUGCCAGAUUCUUCUGGCUUGGCACGGAAGGCAUAACUGUACACCCAUGCUAGGCUAAGGAUUAUUGCCCUGGUCAAGCUCGGUGUUGGUAUAUAGUUGGCGUGCCCCGAACAUUCACUGGAAUCGGUCCCGAGCAAAAGAACAAGGAUUUACAACAACUGUCGCUGCACCUAAAAGCUGUGUUGCACCAACCAUUUAGGGCGGACUACACGGAAGCAUGACGCAACGUUGCCGUAAUGCAAGCAAUGGCGGCUCUCUAGGACCGCCGCAGCUCUGCACAGGCCAAAGGUGCCCAGCCACGCCCGGGAAGACGAGCACGACGAUCGACUGGAGCAGCACAGAACAGCUACGGAUGGCGCUAGACAUUUGGGGCAAGCGGGGCGACGCUAUCGAGACUGCAAUCACGUCAAGAUCUGCAACAGCAGAGGACCAGGAGGAGUCGCGUGCCACGGCUCAGAUCACCAGGGACCCCUCCAACUCCUUCGUCGUGGUCGAACAAAUGACCCCCAGCAUCCGCGGGCCCCACGGCGCCGGAGGUGUCAACGUGGUCCCCUGCAGCAGCGGGCGCCUGAGCAGCUGAACGAAAUGGGGGGACACAUCGAGACUGAGGGCCGAUAUGCCCAGCUCAAUCUUCGACAGGGUCAGGCUGUCCUCGGCCGGGUCCAGCAGCAUCCUGAGGGAGCUGCCGUCCACACACUCCACCCUGGCGACGGCGCGGGCGCUAAAGCCGGCCACUUGCAACAGCUUCGUCUGCGUGAACUUGGGAGCCUUGGACCACAACCACGUCGCAAGGUCCACCUGUGCGGUCAGUUGGAUGCUAAGGUUGUGGACCGUAAAAUUGAACUCCGCAAUCCAGAUCGCCGAAGCUGAGUCGCAACGCAGGAUAGGUCGGUCACGUCCAGGGUAUCAAGGCCGGUCGCGUACGGGGCGUUGAUCUCCCAGUUGUCGCCCUGCAUCUGCAGGGGGAAGAUAGGGACGGCCUGGCAGGGUCUGAGGGCUGGGUCGACGACCGCCGCGCAGUCCCCGACGGUCUUUACGGACCGCGACCAGGCUCCGACACCGCCGGUCACCGCCGAUACCAGGCUGCUGUUGAAAGAAGCCGCGGUCUUCUCGUUGCAGCCCAGGGAAAUCGUUGCGAGGCAGCCUGCCAACAAGAGCCGCAACAAGGAGCCUGGCAUGGCCGCCCGCACGCCUGCGGAUCCCGCGUGGGCAGUCCCCAGCCAAAAAGCGGCUCGAGAACAGCACGGGCUCGACCGCACGAGCGUGGCUGUUCGCAGGAUGGUCCUUUUGGAGAAAGUGGCCCGCUCGUCUGGGAGAGCCCUCCAGAGGCCUUCCAGGUGGGCGGGGGGGCCUGCCGUGUCUGCCCGCACGCGGCCUAUGCGAAGCCCUGCGGGUUGGCGGUAAAAUAGAAAUGGCCCCCGACCCCCAGGCUUGCUGCACACAUAACUUGAUGCCGUGUGCUCACGCGUGCCCUCUCGCACACCCUCUUUAAGCCCUG